This is a messenger RNA of Effrenium voratum, 2682 nucleotides long. The record is from the annotation of a GenBank genome assembly. Lineage: Eukaryota; Dinophyceae; Suessiales; Symbiodiniaceae.
AUGGUGGUUGGCUUUUCCCCGCAGUUUAGCUUCGCGGGGAAGGUCGUUGGAGCACUGGCGAUUGGGCAACUGGUGACCAAUUCCUCCCGGCAGAUGGAGCCGAGCACCAGCCGCAAAACCAAGGUCAUGGUCCUACAUGAGCUUCGGUCUCCUUUGCACGGUAUCAUCGGCCUGGCCAAUACUUUGUCCCAGGAGCCAGGGCCAAUACAAAAGCCGACGCUAGCCAUGAUUGGUUGGAGUGCAGAGCGCGUGUUGGACCUGGCCACGAACAUGAUGGACUAUUGGAAUUUGGCCGAAGAACCAGUGCGCUCAGCGAAGAGGAAAGACGAGGUCUUGGAUUUGGCUGCGUUGGCCAAGGAUGUUGUCACUAAGUCGGAGUCCUUCAAAGACAAGAGAGGAAAGCCUCUGAAGAGGGACAAGGUGAAUCUGAAGACAGAUCUUGAACACGUCACCAUUUCUGCUGAUUCACCAGCUGUGCAGCAGAUGCUGAGCCAGAUUGUGACGAAUGCUUUGAAGUUCACGGCGGAAGGGGAAGUUUGCCUUUCUGUGAGGGAGGAUCCUCAGAACGAUUCAGCGAUCAUCUCCGUCAGAGACACAGGAAUUGGAAUCAAGCCAGAGAGCGUUCAGGGCAUGCUGGAUGCCUUCCAGCAGGAGGAUUCCUCUGAAAGCCGCAAGUAUGAUGGUAUCGGUCUUGGCCUCGCGAUCGUGCGAGAAGUUGUACGAAUACACAGUGGCCGAUGCGAGAUCAAGCCAUCAGGGAGCAAGGGCACAGUAGUCACUGUAACUCUGCCCCGCAGUCAGCGAGAGUCAGCUGGUCAAGGAGAAGCCGACGCCAGUGCUAAAAUCAUUGUCCCUGCACCUGGCAUGAAGCCACGGGGGGCUCCUUCCUGCUGGCUGGGGCCAUCUGCGCAGAUCGGAAUUCAAGUCGUCCCCAAGCAGACGCUCAACCUGAAUGCAGGUAGCCGUACCGCAACAUCGCUGCCCUCUCUCAAGGAGGGGCUGCCAAUGCAAUACUUUGAGGACGACGAUGAUAAUUUGAUCAUGUCGGUGGAUGACGAUUUUGUGAACCAAGAAGUCAUGAGAUCGAUAUUGGAGCCGUGCGGCUUCAAGGUAGUUGCCUGUAUGAAUGGGUCCGAGUGCCUCGAGUACCUGGAUGGAAACAACCCGCGCCCUCGGCUCAUGCUGCUCGAUCUGAUGAUGCCUGGCCUCAGCGGCUUCGACGUGCUGCAAGCGCUCCAAAAGAAGUGCAGCCUGCAAGAGUUUCCGGUGGUCAUGGUUUCCGCAAAGAAUCAGUCCAGCUCCGUGGUGAAAGGAUAUGAGCUGGGCUGCACCGACUGGAUUCACAAGCCUUUCUGCCGCCAAGAGCUGAUUGCCAGAGUGAAGGCCGGCAUUCCCAACAUGGAGGUUUUGACGGAGAGCUUGGCUCCGGUGUUUCAAGAGUUCGAGGCUUUGAGCGCAAAGUGCUUUGGCAAAGGAUUGAGUCCACGGCUUUCAUGCCAUGCCUACUGUGAUGUGAACACGCACCGGUGCAAGGCGACGAUACUCGCCAUGCUGACGCUCUGGCUGGAGAUGUGGGACAAGCUGCUACUUUUGGCACAAAAGAUGCUGGACAUCACACACAAGGCAUCCAUGUGCAUCAGUAUCGGUCUUCACACAGAGACUAGCGUUCCAGCUAUUCUUACAGGCAACCGUCAGUAUCCCAACAGCAGUUUCUUCAGUAACACGCUUCAAAAGGCAAAGUUGCUUUGCGAUGUAGCCGCUGAAAACCGGAUUAUUCUAUCUCGAAGUGCAAGAUGCAGACUGAGCGCGGAUGUGGAGGCAGAGCUGCAGCAAAGCGGCUUGCGGCUUCUGCUGGGCAGCUCCGAUUCCCAGACUGGGGAGUUCUACUAUGUGGCAAGGAGCAUGGAACUGCAUCCCCAGCCUCUUAAGGAAGCUGGAGCUCUGGCUGAGCAGCCACAGGCGGCGUCUCCCAAUGAUGAAGACGCGAAUCUGCGGAAGAAGCAGAUGGCGGUGCAGGAGCUUCAAGAGGACCUGCUGCAGACCAGGAAUGGCCUGACCAUCAUGCAACAGCAGUUGACCGUCGCGGAGGAGCAGAUGAUGCAAGCCAAAGCGGAGUCUCAGUCGCUGCGGGUGCAGCUGCAGGCCCGACAGAGCACAGCUCAGCCAGAAGUCCAACCUGAAGUCAAGCCUGCAAACUCGUCAGCGUCCCUUCUGUUUUUGCAGUGGCAGAACGCACACCUGCAAGCUGAAAUCCGUCACUACCAAUCUGCACUGAGCAACACGAAGGCAGAAUUACAGAUGCAGAUUAUGGCUGGACAGCUUCUGGAGUCUAAGCACAGCCUGUUGCAAGCCAGAGUCGAGCAUCUUGAGCUAGAUCUCGCGUUCAAGGCUGCUUACGGGGGGCAGGAGGAAGGCUCGGACUGGCCCUCCGCGGGCGUGGGCACCUCCCAGGUGUCGGGCCCUUCGCCUUUCAAAGAAUUCAAGGACACGAACCUGGUCCUUGGAUCACUCCUGUCAGGACAAUUGGCUGGUCCAAAUGCGGGGGCGAACAGCGCCUCCUUUCCGACAGCAGCAGGGACAGGGCCAAUGACCAUUUUCUCUACAGCGGGUGGCAUUGGCAGUACGCAUGGCGGGAUCAACGCGACCCUUGGAUCAUUGGGUCGACAAGGAACUGGUGGAUGA